GACGUCCGCCCCAUUACUGCCCGAGAUCCUCGCCCGGACCUGCGUCGCCCUUUCGCUCGCUCGCCCUCUUUCCGCUUCGUACGCUCGCUUUUGCCCGUUGACUUCCCCGCCGCCAUGUGCUUGGUGUUGUAGAGUGCCCACCAUCACCGCGACUGCCAGCAUAUCCCCGACCACCUCCGCCGCCCGUUUCAUCCACGCCAGGCACUCCUCGACCGACCCAGGCCAGCGCUGCUGCUUGUCCCGCCCUGCCUGCUCAGGCGCAUAUUCCUACGCUGCUUCCUCGCCCGCCGCUGCCACUCCACCGCACAUCCAUACACCCGCCCUGUUUCCAUACGCGCCGCCCCAAGCGUCACCGGAGCUCACGCGUGCGCUGCCACAUCGACGCCAUAUCCUGGCCUGGAGCUGCAGCCGCACCGCAGUCUGCAAGCUGGACAGUGAACAUGAAGAGAGGGACCCGGGGGCGAUGAUGGCAACGUGCACCGCGCCCAAUGGCGCCCGCGUACUAAGGGAUGGCAGCCAACGCGAACUGCCUUCCCUCCAACCCACACAACCUCGCCCACGACCGCGACGGAAACGGCCCACCGGCUCGCCGUCACAAUUGUUAUCCCUAUUCGUACUCGUUGUAAUACUGGCGGCACUUCCCGUAGCCAACGCCGUCUUCAUAAACUUCGACAACUGUCUGGACUCCAACUACCGCCGCGAAACCGCCCCAGUCCGUCUGCAGUUUACGCCCAUGCAUGUCUGGGUCAAGUUCAACAACACGGAUUACACACACCGCUUGAAUGUCACCAUCUACGGCAAUGUGUCUGGACAGUUCACAGGUGGCGACUAUCCUCCGCCCUCGUCUCCCAAGUGGAAGGAUCCCAAGGAAUCUUUUGGCAAGAUCCCAAACUUAUGGCGGGUGGGCGCUCCGGGCACUCCUGGAGGUGUCGCUACAACCCUUUUCCCGACCUUUGAUGCGCUCACUUACUCGUCUUGGAACCCCGGCCCGCAGCAAUUCUGUGAUUACACCAUCAACACAGCAUGCCCGAUUGCGCCCGUCUUCCCACAGACGGUGCCUGAUGGAACUAACUUGAGCGAUCCGACUGUACUGCCAGCAUUCGGCGUCCAAAGAGAUUUUUACAGCAGUUACUCCUUCACUACUUGGGAAGCCACCUUUCGUAUCGUUGCGGGUGACGUGAAUGCCACGACGAUCGGCUGCGUCUCUGCUACAAUAACUCCAGAUCUGGGACCCAGUCUGAGCGAUGCUAUACGGUACAUGCCCGCAGCCAUCCUCGUACUCGUCGGCAUUGCUACCGUCUUUGCUGGCAUGUACAGCCCUUGGGGUUCGACCAAUAUCUUUCGUUGGUCCAGCAACUACGGUAGAGACGAGGAUCUGCUGCGAUUAGUGACGCCUGGAUUCGGAGAUUGCCUACAAUACAUCCAGUUCAUUGUCUUGGCUGGCAGCUUGAAUCUGCAGUACCCAGGCUACUUCCAGCCUGUGAUAAGCCGGGCAAGCUGGUCAUCACUCAUGUUCAAUCAGAGCUUCGUCAGCGGUCUUAAUGGAACACAGAGUCUAGAAGACGGCAUCUACUUCGUGAACGGCACUUAUGGCUUGUCCAAGCUGAGCAAAUACGUCGGCAUAUCAGAGGACCAGGAUGUGUGGGCCGGCAUGGCCAUCUGGCUGCUUGUACUGAUUGGGAUCGUCGUUUUGCUGGUACAGCUAGGUUUCUUCCUGCGCUGGGUUUUCCGCCUCGUUACCAAAGUUCAGGACACCGAUCUCCGUGGCAAGAACUGGCCUUUCACAGCUGGCAAUAUCGUGCGCAUUGUGCUCAAUUGGUUCAUGCUGCCCAUCGUCACGUUAUCAUUGUUCCAAAUGGUAGUUGCACCAGGGUCCUCUGCCUCAGUGGUUGCCUGUGCCGUAAUUCUCCUGAUAGGAGUUAGCGGAGCAGCAGUAUGGAUAUUCUGGAUGAUCUUCACGACUCGACCGCGUGCCCAUCUUUUUGACGAUCUCCCUACUGUUCUAACGUACGGUCCGCUAUAUAAUACCUACUCGGACGAUGCGGCCCCGUUUGCCUUCAUUCCGGCUCUGCUGACUGUGAUCCGCGGCAUCGCCAUCGGAGCUAUCCAACCAUCGGGCAUCGCGCAGAUCAUUGUUCUCGCCAUUUGCGAAAUUAUUAUGAUCAUGACAUUGCACGCUUUCAGGCCUUUUCAGUCGAACACGUCCAUGAACGCGUACCAUACUUUUUUCGCAUCAGUCCGGCUUGCCUGCAUUCUACUUAUGGUAGCGUUUGUUCCGUCGCUAGGAGUGUCUGAAGCGCCAAAAGGGUGGAUCGGCUAUGCUAUCCUUCUGCUGCAUGCGAUCGUCUUAGUAUUCGGAUUCUUCCUCAACUCUCUUCAGACCAUCAUCGAGGUUGCUGCCAGACUCACAGGCGCAGGGGCGGACCAGCGUGGAGGCCUCACAAAAGUCUUUGGCAAACGCGAUCUUGCAAAACGAAACCAUCGACACCAGCGCAGCAGCCUGAACUCGAACGCGGCGAUGCUUGCCCAUGACGGGAACAAGGGGUCUAUUCAGCUCAGUGGAGGACGGACUCGCAGCCUUUCUGGUAGCUCUGCUGUUCUUUUGAACGGGCCUUAUGGCACCAAUCGUGAAAGCGUUGCUUUUGACGGCUUCAGCCAAGGAGAGUACAGUCACGGUGGAACAAGCCCAGGAACGCCGGGCACCAAUGCAACCCCUUUCACGUUCUUGGCAGGAUCUGCGUCGAGUUCUCGACGGCCGACCAUGGGUACAAUGUUGGACAACCCUGACCCGUACUACCGACCACCCAGAGCGCGGAAGCAUACUAUGGAAUCGAUGACGGCGAGCUUGUCGAACAGAAGAUCCCAGAGCGCCGAUUUGACAAACACGCCAUACGCGGACAAUCCAGAUCUCGAAAGUGGGGAUUUGGGCGAGGGUCCGUCAUCGUGGUCACCCGGAAAGCGAUCCAUCACCCCUGCGUUCUUACGCAUGCAGCGCGACGACUCAGAUCCUAGUGUCGAUCGCCGCAACAAUACUGACUACUCUGUGCGCGAGUCGGACUUCUACUACGGUCUUCGCGGGCCGGCUCUAUCAUCCCAACCAACGCGCAAGCUGAAGACGGGACCCGCAGAUCCAAUGGGCCCAGUUUCAUCAGCCACAGGCUGGUUCAAGAGCUUGGGUUUCUUUGCUGGAAAGAAGAAGGAAAAGGGCAAGGGAUUUGAAGUCGUCCGCAGCACGCGUAUGCCACCGCAAAUGAUUGCUGAAGAGGAGGAAGAAUCUCCGCAUGCAGCCCAAGAGCCAUACCAUGACAGCCCUGCUGGAUCUCCGAACGACAAGAAGAAGUCGAUACAACAGGAUAGCCCUGGUGCAGCUACGGCAGCCGGUGCCAUCAGGCGUUCGAGCGUCAGUGAAUCAGACAAGAGCAGCGACGACGACGACGAGGAUGACUAUGAUGAUAUCCCGCCGCACACGAGAGUAUCUGAUCUACCUCCUAUGCUCGGCGCAAUCGAUACUGGCGGUGGCAUCGAGCUUCCCAGUAGAAUUGGGUCUCGUGCAUCGCGCAUGUCCAGACAACAGCCACCAAGUCGCGCUCCCACAAUACCACGCAAGAGUUCCAGGCGGACGCCUUCUACAGAGGCAGCCAUCCUGGAGAGCAGCAAUCGAUUAUCAACGGUCACGGCGUCUCCACCGAGAUCGCCAAGACGACGAUCUGCACACCUUGCCAGCACUCCAAGCCAGCGUCUUCGCCCAGCAGGAAACACUAUCCCCAUUCGUUUACCCUUUGGAUCAUCAGAGCCGUCGCCAUCGCCGGAUCCCAGUCCGAACCAUUCGGCAGCUUCAAGUCUGUACCCGACGCAUGACAGCGACUAUCACGCGUUGGGUACCGGAAACACGCUCGCACCGCCUCCGAUCAUCCAGACUGGAGAGCGGCCGUUGAGCACAGGAUACGUGCAUCAGCACGUAGCACGCGACAGCAUUCAAAACGACAACCACGUUCCAGGCAGCCAUCUCGAAACGUCUGCCGAGAUCAUUGAUCGAAGCAGAAGCGUUAGCACACAAGGCAGCCUGAACAACCGGCGCCGAUGAUUUAUCCAUGUUUAAGUUUGCUAAUUAAUUCUGAAUUCAUUGUACAAGAUUUCAGAUGGAGGAGGAAGCGGGGGUGUCAAUACAGCCCCAUUCGAUGUCUAGUGUAAUCCGAAGCCCCUUCGGCUUUGUGUCACGAAUUUCCUUGCUACUGUACAACUCAUCGUCAUCAAAAGGGGUUUUUUGCAGUUUUUAGCGUUCUUGGGGUCGGGUCAGUCAGGCUACAAUGGUCGGGCACAUGCAUUGUACAUCUACGGCCAGCAGGAGCAACACCGCAUAUAGGCGACUACAUAAUACAGCAAUUUGAUCUUCUAG
Molecule: messenger RNA, 4396 nt
Organism: Paraphaeosphaeria sporulosa
Lineage: Eukaryota; Fungi; Ascomycota; Dothideomycetes; Pleosporales; Didymosphaeriaceae
Exons: 1
Coding region: 464-4084 (1206 amino acids)
Biological process (GO): transmembrane transport
Source: RefSeq, a predicted model, not a curated record